This is a messenger RNA of Acipenser ruthenus (sterlet), 5134 nucleotides long. Its product is annotated as rho GTPase-activating protein 19-like. The transcript is spliced from 12 exons. The record is from RefSeq and is a predicted model, not a curated record. Bases 192 to 1655 code for a protein of 487 amino acids. Gene Ontology annotation, molecular function: GTPase activator activity. Gene Ontology annotation, cellular component: cytoplasm. Gene Ontology annotation, biological process: signal transduction; regulation of small GTPase mediated signal transduction. Lineage: Eukaryota; Metazoa; Chordata; Actinopteri; Acipenseriformes; Acipenseridae.
AAAUGGAAAAAAAAAAAAAAAAAACGAAUUGCUGACUUGAAGACUUUAAUGGACAAAUAUCUGGUCUGGUUACAAAUAAUAUAGUGAAUCUAUUUCAGUCGACUAGUCUCUAUGCUGUACUCGUACGAUACGGGGUUUCGACGUUUUUAAAUUUAAAUUGUUGAAUAAGGGAUACAUUUUGUAAUGUUGUCAUGAGCCAUGAGACCUGUCCACGGAGCCAGCCCAUCAUUUUCAAUCCUGAUUUCUUUGUGGAGAAGCUGCGACACGAGAAACCUGAUGCUUUCAUGGAAUUGGUUCUCAGUAACGUCACACGGCUGAUUGAUCUUCCAGGGACUGAAUUUGCUCAGCUCCUGGGGGAGGUGGAUCCCAAACUGCACAGUGGAACUGGGGUGGCAGCAGGGUUUUUUCGCUCUUUAAACUUUCUCAAACGCAAAGAUAAAGGUGUUGUAUUUGGAGCCCCUCUGACUGAGGAAGGGAUUGCACAAAUUUACCAGCUAAUUGAGUAUUUGCACAAAAACUUACAAGUGGAAGGGCUGUUCCGAGUCCCUGGGAACAGCAUCAGGCAGCAAGCUCUGAAGGAGUGUCUGAACAGCGGUACUGAUAUAGACCUGGAUUCUGGGGAAUAUCAUCCUAAUGACGUGGCCUCCUUGCUCAAAACAUUUCUCGGGGAACUGCCUGAAACACUGCUGACUCAUAAGCAUUACCAUGCUCAUCUUAAAAUAGCAGACAUGACCCUGUUUGAUGAGAAGGGGAAUAAGACCACAGUUCCAGACAAAGAGCGUCAGAUUGAGGCUCUGCAGCUGCUGUUCAUGCUUCUUCCACCUGCCAAUCGCAGCCUCCUGAAGCUCCUGUUGGAUCUCCUCUACCAGACUGCCAGGCAGCAGGAGAAAAACAAGAUGUCUGCCUCUAACCUGGCCCUCAUGUUCGCCCCUCAGAUCAUGUGGCCAAAAAAUCUGACGGCAUGCGACCUCCAAGAGAACAUGAUGAAACUGAACUAUGGCAUGGCAUUCAUGAUCAAGCACUCUCAGAAAAUAUUCCGGGCACCCUUUUACAUUCGAGAGCAUGCCAGGAUACAAUUUUCAGGAUCCAAAAUGGUUCAAUCCAAGGAUGACUUGGACCUCUUGCCAUCUCAAGGCUCCAAAGGUCUGCUCCCCUCUAAGCGGAACUGCAUGGAUCCACCCUGCUCCCAACCAGACGACAGUCGAUAUCACACAGAAGAGGCGCUGAAGGAGCUGUUCCGCCAUGUCCAUAACAUGCCAGAAUCCGCUAAGAAGAAAAAAAUAGUUAGACAGUUUAAUAAGCAGGCCACCCCCAGUACUCCAGUGUUUGACACGCUGACACCUCCCAGGAAGAAGCACGCCAGAUCUCGCUCAUUUGGAGGACUAAUAAAGCGUAAAGUAUUGGGGAACCAAUUUGUAAUGGAAAAGAAAAACAAAAAUGUGACACCAGAAACGACUACUUGUAGCUCAGGACAGAUAGACAAAGCAUGUAAAGAAGACAUCAAUCUCAAUGUGUUACAAAGGCCCCAGGACUCUCCAGCCUUGCUUAAUAGACAACUGUGUCCACAAUCUUCUAAUGAUUACCUUGGCAGAAAGAAGGAAUCUUGCAGUCUUACAAAUGUCUGCUUUUCCCCAACGCAUGAGUCUUCUGUUUAGAGAUGGAGUUCAGUAAAAUUGAUCUUUGGUUCAGCUUUGACUGUGAGAUCUCCUUUACACAUUACCUCUAACAUGAACUUACCUUAUUUUUGCAUGGACUACAUUAUUGAGCCAUAUAGACAUCUCAUUGUACUUUGUGUGUUUAUAUUUAUAUAAAACUUUGUAAUGCCAUAUUGCACACAGCAGGGGGGUGGAACAUGAACUUUUAAUUUGUAUUUGUAAAUAUACAGUAUAUGUUUCUAUUCUGUUGCCUGUAAGGUAACCUUACUAGCUUUUAAAGGCAUAUUUGUCGUUACUGACUGCGGCACCUACCUGUAGUUAUCAAAGCCACUGCUUUGUAGUUCGGCCCAUAUAAAAUCAGUUUAGUUUCUUCUGUACCAGUACUUCAGCAGUUAAGCUGAUACUGAUCUAUUUGCCAAGACUUUAUUACAGAAUUUGUUUUUGCCAAUGUUGUAAUCAUGCCUAGUUAACUUGAUUUAUAUAGGCACACAACUCUGGAAGUGCUUGGAGCACAAACUUGACUGCUCCAUCUCAAGAGGUGGGUUUAUAAGGAGUGUACUAAAGUACUGGCUUGCUGUGAAGGAUGUGGUUUUGUCUAUUUGCCAGUAGUAGAAUACAUUUGGCACCACAUGAAAAUGCUACCUGACUCCAGGGGUUUGCCCACAAUAAAUGGAAAAAGAUGAAACAUGAAUAGAAGUCUUAAAAGCUGAGUGUUGGAGGGAGUUUACUAAUGCACCCCAUAUCUCCACAACCCUUAACCAAAAAAUGAAUUCAAAACCCUGCUGGAGUGCUCUGUAACAAGCUGGAUAUUUAAGGGAACUGUAAACUAUGAACUAGAAUGAUUAAUUCAGUUCAGUUGCAAAUCCAGCAGUUACUCUACUGUCUAAUAUAGUUGAUAGUCUUAAAUAAAAAAAAAAUCUGUGGUUUUGGCACAUACUACUGCUUUGUUAUAGAGCAGGUAGGUUUUUAAAAAGCAUGCAUCUCUUUUUAUUUUAGUCUGAAAGACUAGAGAAGGAUGUUGGGUUUGAAAAGUGAUACAAUGAAGGUGAUUGUGGUACUGAAUACUGUAAAGAAGGGGCUGUUUUUUUUAUUGCAGGUGAAUUUGACAUUCUAAAAGAAACAAGCCAGCUCUUAUACUCAACAUGCUCUUGUUAUUUUAAGACAUACAUGUCACAUCUGGGGAGGAAAAGUUAGGACUACAGAUAUAAACAUAUUAAGUCAAUCAAGAUAAUUUAUUUUAGCUGUAAUUGGACCCAGAUGUAAUAUUAUGUGUAGCCUGGAUAAUAUCCCUGGGAUAAGACACCAGGUGGCAUAGUAGGAAGUAUUUUUGAGAUGUCAUUUCAUUGGUCCCUGGAAUAUUCUUUACAUGGUUUUUAGUGGUGGGACCUAUAAUGCUAUCUGUCACUACUUAAGUGAUAUUAAGCCCCAGGACCAACACACCUACUGCCUAUUUACUGAAUAUAAAAAAGAUUGAGACAGAGGAGGUAAUAUAAUUAUUUAUGUUUUUUUAAAUGUAUGAGGUUAAUAGAGCUGUGGUAUGUAAAACAAGAAAGGAAUUGGGAGUAAUUCUAGUGAAUUGUGAAACCAGUUUAAAAUAAUCUGUGAAUUGCUUUUAAAUGUUUUCUUAACAUGAAUUUAGUUUGUGUGCUUUUUUAAUUUUUUUUUAUUUUAUCUAUUUUUGUAUUUUAUUUAUAUUAAGUGCCUUUGCUGAUUGGAAUAAUGUAACUUCCAUUUAGCCUGUGUCAGAUGUAUUAUAUAUUUUGUUGCUCAGACUUAAAGUUAAAAAAAAAGAAUUCAGAUUAAUGUCCACAAAAUCUUGGUAUCCCUGAAUAAACAGUUGUCCGAUUCUUCAAAUAUAUGCAUUAUUUUAAAUGUCUUUAUUGAGAAAGAAAAUGUAGGGUACAUUUUAGGGCACAACUGCGCACUUGAGACAGGUUGUUAAUUUAACUAAUUUGAAGAGCAGAUCUUAUGUCCAUGGAUACCAGGUUAUUUAGUAAGGAACUAAUGAGCCCAAUCCCAAAGCACCACAAACCUAACAGAUUUCAAAUUGGUAGGUCAGGAUAUUGUGAUGGCUACAUGACCACUAGAUAUUUGCCAGUCACUGUUACUUUCAUUGCCAUGGUACUAAGGCAGUAUAUUUUUUAAGGCAUUACAGAACAUCCUGUUACUUGAUACCAUUCUGGUCCUAUGUGCAAAAAUAAUUUUAACUCAAUCAAAUCAAAAUGUUAUUACAGUCGCAGGAUCCUCUGUAACUUCUGUUUGCAUUUAAGUCUGUUACGUUGUAACCACUGUGGGACCAGUCUUGCCGUGAUAUGUUUCUUGUGCAUAGAAUUUUUUUUAAAAUAGAUUAUGAUAAUAGCACAUGGACCUAUGCUUCUUGGCUGCUCCUGGUUGAAAGGACAUACUUUUUAAAACAAUAUAAAAAAAAUUCUCAACUGAACUGUAUUAGUUGAUUUUUAAUUGACUGAAAAGUCCAGACACUGUUUUUAUCUUAUUUUCUAUUAGUUAUAAUCCAAAAUGUAAAUUAUUUUAUUAAAUGAUGAUUAUAAAACCUGUUUCUCAAAUAGACAGCUUUUAUUUUUUUGAUGGUGGUUGUUAAAUUCAACACUCUGGAAGAGGGAGAGGGGUUGAAGUGAAAUGUGUCCCUCAAUUUCUGUCCUAGUGGAUUAGAGGUAUGUUGGAUAUUGAAUCCAACUCCUAAUGUCAUUAAAUGGGAGAGCAGCUCCAUCCUGUGAAAUAUGCCUCCUGGUUAGAUACCAGCUGCUGAAUACGUCCACCUUCCCAAUACAGAGAUUAAAGGCUUCAGAUAUAGCUGAGUUUGGGUUUGACAGAUUGCAGUUAGACAAUACCUUCUAUAAUAAAAGCCAAACUAAGUGAUGUAAGGUUCCCUAUUACUUAAGGGGGGUAUAAGUGACAUUUCAGAGAGUAAACCGACUGUCCAAUGUAUUACCCUAGGGUCUAAGGGCUGAGAUUACCCCCAGUUUAUUGUUACUUCAGGGAGCAGAUUACUUGUCUUCGCCCAGCAUAGUGUUGUUUAUGGUUCAGCUCCUAUCUCAUUUUGUUAGGCAGCCAUGGCUAAUCACUCGGGGAGCUGUAUCUCUGUUUCUUGCGGAAGCCUAAGACGAGAACGACUACAUACUUAAAACCUGACUACAGCACUGAAUUUGUAUUGUAAAUAGCCCUUGAUCUUAAUUAACUGGCCCUGUAUUUCAGGGGUAAGCUGCGAGUCCCUGACUCGCCAGGAGGAUAAGAUGGUCUGUUUUAUUAUUUUACUAGCUGGUUAAGAGUUCAUGGCGAGGUUUGCCAGUACUCUAUUUUUGUUUUAUUUAGUUAUAUUGCUGGAAUAGCAUAAUUGUGUCUGUUUUUGUAUUAACAAAAGUUUAAAAUGUUUUUUGUAUUUAUAUUUUUAUGUAACACAAUAUGUUUUGGUUUGCUUUUAUCUUGGUUUCAGUUGUUGGAUUAAAAAGGUUUUACCUUAA